ACCAGCGCGGCGCCUACUUCCGGGUUAUCUCGCAGUCCGAGAGCAGGCAACCCACUGAAACUAUAUUGACAAAUAUAAAAUCUGAGUACAAAAUACGGUGAAUGAGGUGAAUAGAACUCAUUCAAACUUUCUUUAAACAGGUCUGUUCCUCUGAACCACAAGAUUUACACAAGAGAAGAGUGCAGACAUGAGUAACACAGAUCCAUGCAGAAUAAAAUAUGAAGAUACUGCAGAACAAAGAGAUGUAAUGGAAGACAUAUCAACAUCAGAAAUAUCUUCUGGUAGCUUGCCUGCAAAAAAUACUUUAUUAAAAAAGGAACCUACUGAUAAGAUGAGGAUUCACACUGGAGAAAAACCAUACGCCUGUCCUCACUGUGGAAAGAGUUUCACAACCAAAGGUUAUCUGACUGUCCACGUGAGACUUCACUCCGGAGAAAAACCAUACACAUGUCCUCAGUGUGAAAAGGGUUUCACACACAAACACAGUCUUAAAAAUCACAUGAUAUCUCACUCUGGACAAUUGCCAUACACAUGUCCUCAGUGUGAAAAGGGUUUCCCAAGCAAAGGAAGACUUACUUUACACAUUGAAAUGCACAUUGGAGAACGUCUGUACGUUUGUCCUCAGUGUGAAAAGAGUUUCAGACGAAAAAUUCAUCUUAAGGAACACAUAAGAAUUCACACCAAAGAGCUUCCAUACACCUGUCCUCAGUGUGGAAAGAGUUUAGCAGGAGGACUUAAAUCUCACAUGAGAAUUCACACUGGAGAAAAAUCAUACGCCUGUCUUCAGUGUGAAAAGAGCUUCACGAGAAAAGAUUAUCUUGAAUACCACAUGAGAACUCAUACUGCAGAACGGCCGUACGCAUGUCCUCAGUGUGGAAAGAGUUUCACAACCAAAAGUAAUCUUAAUGUCCACAUGAGAAUUCACAAUGGAGUAAAACCGCACAAAUGUCCGCAUUGUGAAACAAGUUUUACAAGAAAAGUUCAUCUUGACUACCACAUGACAACUCAUACUGGAGAGCGGCCGUACGCAUGUCCUCAGUGUGGAAAGAGUUUCACGAUCAAACAUUCUCUUAAUGUCCACAUGAGAAUUCACACUGGAGAAAACCCAUACGCCUGUCCUCAGUGUGGAAAGAGUUUCUCAAGAAAAGAUUCUCUUGAAAACCACAUGACGACUCAUACUGGAGAGCGGCCGUUCAUAUGUUCUCAGUGUGGAAAGAGUUUCACAAGAAAAAACAAUCUUGAACAUCACAUUAAAUCUCAUACUGGAGAGCGCCCAUACGCAUGUCCUCAGUGUGGAGAGAAUUGCAAGACCAAAAAAUCUCUUAAUGUCCACAUGAGAAUUCACACUGAGAAGCGCUCAUAAGCAAGUCUAAAUCAGUCUCAAGGAAAUUUGGAAUCGACUCAUUUGUGUCAAGGACACGUAUUUCCACAUUUGUUUGUGUCACCAGCACGCAUUUCAAUACACAGACCGCUUGUGUAUGUACGUUUAUAUAACCUGAUAUCAAAAGAAGUCAUAAAUAGUCAUCAUUGGAGAUGGGUUUCUCACCACAGCAUGGCAAUGUUGGCUUGCUCACUUGGAGAUUGCAUUUGUUUAUUUAUUAGAUAUUUUUUAUUGGAAUGAUCUUGCUUGUUCUAUAAACACCAUACACUGUCCUGUGUUUUACCUUCUGUGCUUUUCAGUUUUUCUUAUUUGCUCCUGUAAAGCUGCUUUAGAACAAUGCACAUUAUGAAAAGCGCUAUAUAAAUAAAUUGAAUUGAAUAUUUAAGAUUGAAAGUUGUGCUGCUGGCACGAAAAAUGGGGAAAUUCGUGUUGAGAUUACUGUGACACAUUCUUAAUCUUGUGAUUAAAGUAAAUUCCUCAUAAAUAUUUUAGUACAUUUUAUGUAAUAUUUUUGACAAUAAAAGCAUUAUGAGACAUAAACACCAGGGUGAGUUUACGACAAAAUAUUUUUUAAUAAAUUACAAAUUUUCAGUGCCUUUUGAGUCAAAGAAAAUCUAAUUGAAUACACAUUUCUUUUUUAAAGAAAAUAAACCAGGAAAAUUUGUGUAUAUGAAAUUUUGGUAACAGAAGGAUCAGAUUUAUUUUAUACAUAUUUAUAUUAGAUUACACUUUGUUACUUUGAGUCUUUAAUGAUUGAUGAUUGGUUCUUCUCUACUGAAGGCGGGACUUUUCUGCUAGAUUGUCCCUGCUGAGAUGUUACUUGUGCAUAAUGGCAACACUUUUAUUUAUGGCACUUUAUUUAUAGUUUGCAAUGCUUUCAGACCUCGAGCACAAGACCUCUUAAACUGACAGGAGUUCUCACUUAUUUGCAAGGUCUAACCUGCAUUUACAAACGGAUGAGAACAAUUAACAUGUGUUGGAAUACGCCCUACUUUUUCUGGGCAUACUCUCAAGUCACUAAUGGGUUUUUUGGGGUUGACAUUGCCUCACUCUUGAGUAUUCAGGUUUUAUUGGAGUUCAACAGGCAUUAUAAUGGAACAACCACAACACAUAUAGAAAUGCUUAGUAAAAGCAAAUUUGGAGUGGUCUUUGUAGCUGUAUAACCGUCAAAAUUAAACAUCUGUUUUUGUGAAUUUUUUCAUUUGUGUCAUCCUGUCGUUGUGUAAAUAGGCUGGAUUUACAUGCAUUGUAACAAUAGAUACAUAGAUAUAGUUAUAUACAGAUAUAGAACGCUGAUUGUACAUAUUUAAUGAACAUGUAGCUCUACCUCGAAAGAUCGUCUUUUAUGGUAAAAAACAAGCGAGAAGCUUUAUAUGUCAUCUGUUGGCAUGUUUUGUCUGUUGGUGUGUCCUCAUAAACCACAUUUACAAGCAGUCACAUACACACUGUGUUGCCACUUCAUCUUCAGUCUGUUUACUUUUCCUAUUGGGAGUCUCUUUUACUCAUUCUUCUCCAUCAGAUAUAACAAUCAUCUUGACAUAUAUUACC
Messenger RNA from Triplophysa dalaica, 2929 nucleotides. Its product is annotated as gastrula zinc finger protein XlCGF8.2DB-like. Gene Ontology annotation, molecular function: DNA-binding transcription factor activity; RNA polymerase II cis-regulatory region sequence-specific DNA binding. The record is from RefSeq and is a predicted model, not a curated record. The coding region runs from base 188 to 1363 and encodes 391 amino acids. The transcript is spliced from 3 exons. Gene Ontology annotation, biological process: regulation of transcription by RNA polymerase II. NCBI's taxonomy places the organism in Eukaryota, Metazoa, Chordata, Actinopteri, Cypriniformes, Nemacheilidae.